AUGUCUAGAAUUUGUUGUGAUUGGUCCAAGCUUUGCCCUGAUGUUUUGGGAUCGAUCCUCGAACGUUUAAGCACUAAAGAUUUUCAUCGAGCGAGAUCCGUCUGCUCAAACUGGUAUUCCGUUUCCGUUUCAAGAACAAGUAUGCGACAACUGUAUCCAUGGCGAAUUCUAUUCAACAAGGAGAAUUCUACUCUGUUGUUCGAUCCCGGAGAAGAAAAGACUCACGAAAUACAGCAUCAUCCCGAAAUCGACUUCUCGAAAAAAUAUGUUAUGGAUAGUUGCAGCAACUGGCUCUUGCUGGUUGAUUCUACUCUAGAGUUCUUUCUUUUGAAUGUGUUUACUGGCGAGAGGAUCAAUCUUCCAUCUAUGGAGUCAUUUAUUCGUGGUAAAGAAGAUGGAAAAGAAGAGUGGGUAGAUUACAUCCAGCAUGCUAACGUAUCCAUCUUCAGCAAAUCAUCAGUUGCUGCUGUUCUGUGGAUGGACGAGAGAACAGGUGAUUAUGUUGUAGCUUGGUGUUACAAGCAGCAUUACUUGUUCUCAUACAAGAAAGGAGAUGAUUCUUGGUGUAAUCUUGGCUCGCAUAAGUGUGUAUCUAUGGCGUAUAAGAAGAGUAAGCUCUAUGUGUUUACAUCUGAACAUUACAUCAAGAUUCUUGAUUUAUCUGGAGAUUACCCUAAUGAGAUCAUUGAAGGUAACCCGUAUCGUAAUCAUCGUUUCGAAUUUGUACUGCAACCUGGAGAAUUCAUUUGGAUGAAGAAAGUAGCGAUUACGAACUCAGGAGAGGUUUUGAUCGUUGUGUAA
This is a messenger RNA of Microthlaspi erraticum, 801 nucleotides long. The record is from the annotation of a GenBank genome assembly. Lineage: Eukaryota; Viridiplantae; Streptophyta; Magnoliopsida; Brassicales; Brassicaceae.